Messenger RNA from Mesocricetus auratus (golden hamster), 4321 nucleotides. RefSeq names its product general transcription factor IIi (gene Gtf2i). Gene Ontology annotation, molecular function: DNA-binding transcription factor activity. Lineage: Eukaryota; Metazoa; Chordata; Mammalia; Rodentia; Cricetidae. The transcript is spliced from 35 exons. Gene Ontology annotation, cellular component: nucleus. Gene Ontology annotation, biological process: transcription by RNA polymerase II. The record is from RefSeq and is a predicted model, not a curated record. The coding region runs from base 328 to 3327 and encodes 999 amino acids.
GAGAGAGAAGCUCGGAGAGCAGAGAAAAGGGGGCACCGGCGGCCCCCCCCCCGCUCCCCUGCACGCGCUCGCCGCCCGCCUGCCGCGGUCACCCCCGGGCUCCGUCCCUCGGCUUCCCCCCCGCAGCGCGAGGCGAUCCGAGCGAGGCCCCGCCGGGGGCGGCCAUGCGGCGGUGACAGGAGCGCGGCCGAGACGCACGGGGCCCCCCUCGCCCUCUCACCUCCACCCGGGUCGCCAGCUCGCCUCGGCCGAGGCCCCUCCGGCCUAACACCCGCCUGCCGCCCGCGUCCCCCCUCCCCGAGCCUCCCCGGCUGCACUUCGGGAAUCAUGGCCCAAGUAGCAAUGUCCACACUGCCUGCGGAAGAUGAGGAGUCCUCAGAGAGCAGAAUGGUGGUGACAUUCCUCAUGUCUGCCCUGGAGUCCAUGUGUAAAGAGCUGGCCAAGUCCAAGGCUGAGGUGGCCUGCAUCGCUGUGUAUGAGACGGACGUGUUUGUUGUUGGAACUGAAAGAGGACGUGCUUUUGUCAAUACCAGAAAAGAUUUCCAAAAAGAUUUUGUAAAAUAUUGCGUUGAAGAAGAAGAAAAGGCCGCAGAGAUGCAUAAGAUGAAAUCUGCAACCCCAGCGAAUCGGAUGAGCGUGGAUGCUGUAGAAAUUGAAACACUCAGAAAAACGGUGGAGGAUUACUUCUGUUUUUGCUAUGGGAAAGCUUUAGGCAAAUCCACAGUGGUCCCUGUGCCGUAUGAGAAGAUGCUACGUGACCAGUCGGCUGUGGUGGUACAGGGGCUUCCUGAGGGCGUUGCCUUCAAGCACCCUGAACAUUACGAUCUUGCAACCUUGAAGUGGAUCUUGGAGAACAAGGCGGGGAUUUCAUUCAUCAUUAAGAGACCUUUCCUUGAGCCGAAGAAACACCUCGGUGGUCGGGUGAUGGCAUCGGAGACUGAGCGAACCAUCCUGUCUCCCAGUGGAAGUUGUGGCCCCAUCAAAGUGAAAACUGAACCCACUGAAGACUCUGGCAUUUCUCUGGAAAUGGCCGCUGUGACGGUAAAGGAGGAGUCAGAAGACCCUGAUUACUAUCAGUGUAACAUUCAAGCAGGCCCUUCUGACACUGAUGGUGUUGAUGAAAAGCUCCCCCUUUCGAAGGCUUUGCAAGGAAGCCAUCACUCCUCAGAAGGCCACGAAGGAGCAGACGUGGAGGUGCCAGCCGAAGAUUCUACUCAACAUGUCCCUUCAGAAACAAGUGAGGACCCUGAAGUUGAGGUGACUAUUGAAGAUGAUGAUUACUCCCCACCUACCAAGAGGCCAAAGAGCAGUGAGCCGCCCCCGCCUCCACCGGUGCCGGAGCCCGCCAAUGCUGGCAAGCGCAAAGUGAGGGAGUUCAACUUCGAGAAAUGGAACGCACGCAUCACUGACCUGCGGAAGCAAGUUGAAGAGCUGUUUGAAAGAAAGUACGCUCAAGCUAUAAAAGCCAAAGGUCCGGUGACGAUCCCAUACCCUCUUUUCCAGUCCCAUGUUGAAGAUCUUUAUGUAGAAGGGCUUCCCGAAGGGAUUCCUUUUAGAAGGCCAUCGACAUACGGCAUUCCUCGCCUUGAGAGGAUAUUGCUGGCCAAGGAGAGGAUCCGCUUUGUGAUUAAGAAACACGAGCUUCUGAACUCCACACGAGAAGACUUACAGCUUGAUAAGCCAGCAUCAGGAGUAAAGGAAGAGUGGUAUGCACGGAUCACCAAGCUCAGGAAGAUGGUAGACCAGCUUUUCUGCAAGAAAUUUGCUGAGGCCUUGGGGAGCACUGAAGCCAAGGCUGUUCCAUACCAAAAGUUUGAGGCCCAUCCCAACGACCUCUAUGUGGAAGGACUUCCAGAAAACAUUCCUUUCCGAAGCCCCUCGUGGUAUGGAAUCCCAAGACUGGAAAAAAUCAUCCAAGUGGGCAAUCGAAUUAAAUUUGUGAUCAAAAGGCCAGAACUGCUGACUCACAGUACAGCUGAAGUCACCCAGCCACGGACAAACACACCAGUCAAAGAAGAUUGGAAUGUCAGAAUCACCAAGCUGCGCAAGCAAGUGGAAGAGAUCUUUAAUCUGAAAUUCGCCCAAGCUCUGGGCCUCACAGAGGCAGUGAAGGUGCCCUACCCCGUAUUCGAAUCGAAUCCGGAGUUUCUGUAUGUGGAAGGACUGCCUGAAGGGAUCCCCUUCCGAAGCCCCACCUGGUUUGGGAUCCCACGACUUGAAAGGAUUGUCCGUGGGAGCAAUAAGAUCAAGUUUGUUGUUAAAAAGCCUGAGCUAGUUGUGUCCUACUUGCCUCCUGGGAUGGCUAGCAAAAUCAACACUAAAGCAUUGCAGUCCCCAAAACGACCACGAAGCCCUGGGAGCAACUCCAAGGUUCCUGAGAUUGAGGUCACGGUAGAAGGCCCCAACAACAACAGUCCUCAAACCUCCACUGUUCGAACUCCUACCCAGACCAACGGUUCAAAUGUUCCCUUCAAGCCUCGAGGGAGAGAGUUUUCCUUUGAGGCCUGGAACGCCAAGAUCACAGACCUGAAGCAGAAAGUGGAAAACCUUUUCAAUGAAAAAUGCGGGGAAGCUCUUGGCCUUAAGCAGGCUGUGAAAGUGCCAUUUGCCUUGUUCGAGUCCUUCCCGGAAGACUUCUAUGUAGAAGGCUUACCCGAGGGGGUGCCCUUCCGACGGCCGUCCACGUUUGGCAUUCCAAGGCUGGAGAAGAUCCUCCGGAACAAGGCCAAGAUCAAGUUCAUCAUUAAAAAACCUGAGAUGUUCGAGACGGCCAUCAAAGAGAGCACCUCUUCCAAAAGCCCUCCGAGAAAGAUAAACUCAUCACCCAGCAUUAAUACUACUGCAUCAGGUGUGGAAGACCUUAACAUCAUUCAGGUGACAAUUCCAGAUGAUGACAAUGAACGGCUGUCCAAAGUUGAAAAGGCGAGGCAGCUGCGUGAGCAGGUCAAUGACCUCUUCAGUCGGAAGUUUGGUGAAGCUAUUGGGAUGGGCUUCCCUGUGAAGGUCCCCUACAGGAAGAUCACCAUCAACCCCGGCUGUGUGGUGGUGGACGGCAUGCCCCCAGGGGUGUCCUUCAAGGCCCCCAGUUACCUGGAGAUCAGCUCCAUGAGAAGGAUCUUAGAUUCUGCUGAGUUUAUCAAGUUCACUGUCAUUAGACCAUUUCCAGGACUUGUGAUUAAUAACCAGCUGGUCGAUCAGAAUGAGUCCGAAGGCCCUGUGAUACAAGAAUCCGCUGAGGCGAGCCAGUUGGAAGUUCCAGCAACAGAAGAAAUCAAAGACUCGGAUGGAAGCUCACAGAUCAAGCAGGAGCCAGACCCCACGUGGUAGACUGCGUCUCCAGGUUCAACUUCCAUUGUGAGUGGUGGAGAAGAGCUUUCGGACCCGCCCUGCCAGCUCUGUAAUAUACUUGUAUAACAGAAAUACCUUCUAUACAAACCUUCUUUUCUACUUCUAGAUAGAAAUGUCUACUUUCUCAGCAGUUCUGUGAAUUGAACUACGCAGCGUGACGAGAUGCGCGUGCCUGGCUGGUUUGGGAAUGCACUAGAAGGAUUUCACAGCAGUGCUGGAAAGAGACAGGGAAUGGCAGGGACAACUCUUAGAUUUUUUUUUAUGCAUUGGGCAGAGCCUUGGGCUGCGGUGCGUAUUCCAGUGAGUGGAGACAUUCCUGCUGGGCAUCUUGGCUUCCGCAGCGAAGAAAACCCCUGUGCUAGGCAGUGCUUUAGUUUUUCUAUUGAGAAUCAUAUCCAUGAUCUUACACUCGGCUCCCCUUACUGCCUGAGGGAGGGCUGCUGUCUGUCUGUCUGACUAAGCCUUUGCCUAAGCUCCAUCAUGGUUCCUGGCAGGCUCACCCGACGGCCAGUGAUGGGCAGCGUGUCUCCGCGCUGAGAGGACAUUCUCAGAGCCUCUCCUCACCCUGGGUGUACCCUGAAGGUCAGAGGUCAGAUAUGCAUGCUUUAGCAGCUGGAGGCAGCUCUAGGUGGAGUCAGGCUGGGCUGUGGGUCUGCCUGGUUGGCUAGUCUCUAGCCGCCUGUCUGACCGAGGUGCCGUGUGGGCGUGGGCAGGCGAGCUCUUGUGCACCUCCAUGUCACACCCUGGGCCUGAAAGUGGAGUCUCACAGAUGAUGCAGUUGUGUAAAAUAACAGCUCUCUCUCUCUCUCAGAAAGCGGAGAUGGGAUGGCACAGUUGUCAGUAGCGGCACCACGAUGUUCACAAUGGGAAAUUAUAUCACACGGUAGCAGAGAUAGGCAUUUUUAUGUGUUCCUUAUAUUUUACCUCAAAUUGUAGAUAUAGGGUAAUAAAUAAAAUCCAUCCAUGCCUUUCA